GCACAUCGCACUAUCCGCUGCGAACUGCACGGCGGCACGACAGGACAUUACGAGAAUAUUCCUUGCAGAAGACGCCAUCGGGGUGGACAUAGCGAUACGACGAGCAAGCGCCAGCUGGCGGCUGAAUCAAGCUCCAGCUUCGGGCUCGCUGUGCAGCGUUGACAGAAGGGACGACAUCGCCAUAUGUGGUGUGUAAAGUCGCCCGCUCGUCGCUCUCGAUGUAACAACCAUUUCCGGCCUGCUGAUUCUGGAGUCAAGUCGCGUCGCUGGCUAGUCAUUUUCGUGUCAUGGCUUGGUUCCUUGACGUGCUAUAGCUCGCGCAUCGAGCGGGUCGACGGAAAUGACAUGGCGGUAAUGAUCCGGCUUACAUCCGAUCGUCACCGGCAAUCCACGCUAGAAAUUCGUGAUGCAGCUGAUGGGCUUUCUAGCGUGGUGGCUGCUCCGCGCGGCUGGGCCCGGGCGUGUCGAGACGAAACUUGGCGAGACGAUUCAGACCCUUUGCGUCGGAUGCUUAUCUUGAUUCGUGCGGGGCACCGACGUGCUGAAAGCGCCCAUGUGCCUUGCCAAUUCGCGGGUUGUCGAGGACCGGAACGUCGGACGCAAGCAAAUCACUUCCACUGUGCCUUGUAUAGUCCAUGCUAGUUCUGUCAUGGAACAUUUGGAUGCAGGCUGCAGCGCUUGGCGUGACAUCCCCUGCAUUCAGGCAAGGGCCAAUGACAAGAUAGCUGGGCAUGUCCGGGAUACGCUUCAUAUCCACGCGGCCUUGAAGAAGCCUUGUAGCCGCAUCACGUAUGCCGCUGACACAUCGUGCUAACCCUGCGUCCGAGACUAUUAGUUUUCUU
This is a messenger RNA of Rhodofomes roseus, 842 nucleotides long. RefSeq lists its product as uncharacterized. The record is from RefSeq and is a predicted model, not a curated record. Lineage: Eukaryota; Fungi; Basidiomycota; Agaricomycetes; Polyporales; Fomitopsidaceae. The transcript has 3 exons. Bases 184 to 642 code for a protein of 152 amino acids.